GUAUUUUUAACAUUAUAAUGUGGCUUUCAUUAUAGUGUCAUAUUUGGUUUUGUUGUUUUUAUUGGUUCUACAGAUGACUGUCUAGUCCAGCUGUACGUAUUUACAGGUCAAACAUGGCCUGAAAAAAAAAAAAAAAAAAAAACACGGUUUGGGUGUCGGUUAAAUGUUGGUGAAGUCUUGCAAUAACUAACAUCCUCCUGAAACAUUUCCUCUUGUACGUCAGUUGAUGUUAGUCAUGUACUGUGCUCAUUCACACUGAAACAUGCUCAUCUUUAUGCUUUUUUAAAUGUUUUGCUUGCAUCAUAUGAGGUCACGUUCCUGUAGGAAAUGACUUGAGUUGUCGCUGCAGUCAGCAGUUACUUGGGAAAAAUCAAGUUUCAUAUCAGAACAAAUUAGACAAAAGAUGAAGAGCCACUUCAAUGAUAGUGCCCUCACCGGCCUGGGCUUCCCAGCCGUUGUGGGAAAUACUUGCGGAAUCGACUUCAGUCAAGACGCCAUUUUCCUUCCCGUCCUGUACGGGAUCUUCUUCAUCAUCGGCACCCCUUUAAACCUGCUGGCACUCUUUGGGCUCUACAGGCUCAUCCAAUCGGAGAACGUCCUACCCGUGUACGUCAUCAACCUUCUGAUCGCAGACCUAAUUCAACUCCUGACUUUUCCUUUAUGGAUGGAUUACUAUGCAAACGGACACCACUGGCGCUUCGGACCCCAGAGCUGUCAGUUCAUGGGUUUGUUUUUUUACAUUAGCAUUUACGCGGGCAUCUUCUUCAUGUGUAUCAUCGCUCUAGAGCGUCACCUGGCUAUCGCCAGACCACUCAGUUUCCAGCAUCUCCGUAACUUGAGGUUUGCUCGCUGGAUAGCACUCAGCAUUUGGAUUCUAAUUGCGGUGCCACCUGCCAUCGCGUUCGACAAGCUCUUUCCCAAGCAGGAAAAUUACACUCUUUGUAUCGAAAAGUAUCCCUCCGAGGGCAGUUUUAUCACCUACAGGCUGAUUACUCUGCUUGUGUCCUUCAUCAUACCCCUGAGCUUCAUUGUUGGUCUCCACAGAGAGACCGUCCGCUCGCUGAUGGCAAUCAACUCGCUUUUAUCCGAGGAGAAGAGGAGUAUCAGGGGUCUGCUCACCCUUCUGGUGGCCGUAUUUGUCACGGUGCUGGGGCCCUAUCAUUUUAUCGGCUGUGUGAAGUACGUCGGACUGCUGAUACACAGCAGUCCAUGCGUUUGGGAAAAGGCUGUGUUUGUGCCCUAUCAGGUAGGACGAGGCUUUCUGAGCCUUAACAGCUUGCUGGAUCCUGUGUUUUACAUCUUUCUCCGCAGAGACUUCCGUGCCGCCGCUGGGAAGUACUUGCCCUGCCUGAGGAGAGUGAGGAACAGAUCGUAUCGGACAGAGAAAGCGACAAGCUCCACUCUAGACUGUGAUUGAAGAUUUCCCCCUGGUUAUGUAUUUGAAAUACACUUUGGACGAGGAACUAAAAAAUUAUGCCAAACUCAUACAGAAGGCCAUUUAAUCAGAUCUAUGGUGGCGCCAUCAUCUAAGACUUAUGUUUUAGCAUCAUUCUUCAUUUAUAAUCAGCAGACAUUUGGUAUAUACUUUUAGUCUAGCCUUGCUAGCUCCUGACUUUAGUUUGUCUGUUAAUCAUUUCCAUGUCUGCUGGACUGGUUUUUAUUUUAUUUCCAUUUUAUUUCCAUGUCUACACUGCUGGAACUAAAUUAACGGUUUUAUUUGAUUUGAUUGUGGACAUAUUUUCAUUGUCAAAACAAAGAUUAUUCAUUUUUUAUUUCAUUUAUUUUAUUUUACUUCAAGGCCUCACUCUCUGUCCUCUUAUCUCUCAAAUAGAUUUACUGCACUUACUUCCUCUUUUGCACAUUCACACUUUGCUGAUACUGUUUCACUUGUGAAACGGAAACCACAGCUAGACAAAUAUAUAUGUACAUCCUACUUAUAACUAACCUCAAAACCAACUAUUACUUAUAUUCCCAGCACUUCUGAAUAAUUUGUUCGGAUGUCCGGGCUUGAUAUUGUUUGUAUAAAAUUGACCUGUCAUCCUGAAUAAAGUUAUUUUGUCUUAGUUUAAUGUA
Labeo rohita (rohu) is the source of this 2073-nucleotide messenger RNA. RefSeq lists its product as uncharacterized. Bases 404 to 1417 code for a protein of 337 amino acids. Gene Ontology annotation, cellular component: membrane. Gene Ontology annotation, molecular function: G protein-coupled receptor activity. Gene Ontology annotation, biological process: G protein-coupled receptor signaling pathway. The record is from RefSeq and is a predicted model, not a curated record. Lineage: Eukaryota; Metazoa; Chordata; Actinopteri; Cypriniformes; Cyprinidae. The transcript has 2 exons.